AUGCUUGAAAAUAGAGAGUUAAACGACGAAGGAAUCGAGUAUUCUAAUAACGAAGAAAGCGAUGGAGAAUUGGAUUCAAUUCUACUUCAACCGGGUGAAUUUCGUAACGAAACACGAAUUAUUCAUAAAAAAUGCUUAGAUUGUGGAAAAUUUAGGACUAAUUUUGCAUGGUGCCAACCAUGUGAAACUACUUGGUUUAAGGAAAAAUAUCCAAGCAGUGUAGCUGAUACCUUUGGUAUUUCAAAAGAUCCAGAUGGAUUUUUCAUAUUUGUGAUGAGAUUUUAUGAAAAUGGAGAUUUAAAUCAUUACAUUGAAAAUGUCAAAGAUAUUAGCUGGAAAGAUAAAAUUGAUUUAUUAUGGGGUAUUACUGCUGGUUUGGAAAACAUUCAUCGAUCUAAUCUCUAUCAUGGAAAUUUACACGGUGGAAAUAUAAUGAUUGAAGAUGAAUCAAUCUCGACUGAUGGAAGAGUAACUGAUAUAGGAAUUCAUGGACCAAAAAACGCAUCACAAGAAACUCACAAAGAUGCGUUUUACACAAGUCGAUUCUUUGAUUUUCCAGAACUUAUAGAAAAAUUUGGUUUGGAAUUAUUACAGUCAAACAUCAAUAAUACCGAUAUCGAUAUCAAUCCUUUGUGA
This is a messenger RNA of Ambispora gerdemannii, 636 nucleotides long. NCBI's taxonomy places the organism in Eukaryota, Fungi, Glomeromycota, Glomeromycetes, Archaeosporales, Ambisporaceae. The record is from the annotation of a GenBank genome assembly.